This is a messenger RNA of Schistosoma bovis, 1275 nucleotides long. NCBI's taxonomy places the organism in Eukaryota, Metazoa, Platyhelminthes, Trematoda, Strigeidida, Schistosomatidae. The record is from the annotation of a GenBank genome assembly.
AUGCAUUCCAAGGAACCGGGUUACAAGUUUUUGAGGCAGGACUGUGAACCAUCUGGGGAUCUAUUGCCUUCAUUUGGGGCUUAUUUUGAUAAAAGCGAUUCUGGUCUUUUUAGUUCAAGUUACCAAAGAUAUGCUUCAAAAUCAGUUUUGCAACGAUUGUUUUCUUCAGAAAGUUUCGGAAACAUUUCUUGUAAAUCAGAGAGAGUUCGGUAUAUUGGUCAACAAGCAGUUCAAUGGUUCCCAGGGCAUAUGCGUAAAGGCAUGGAUGUCAUUCAUUCUAAAAUGCCACUUGUUGAUGUCAUUAUCGAAGUUCACGACGCAAGGAUACCUUUCUCCGGUAGACCUGAGAUUUUUCAGAAGUUUGAAUUGAAUCGUCCUACAAUUUUGUUGAUGAACAAAAUUGACUUGGCCGAACCAAUUAGUGAUCGGCAGGCUCAUACAAAUCGAAUUGUUGAGGAAUCACGUAUUAUUAAACGUGGUCCACUUGAAGUAUACUAUACUCAGCUUAACGCACCUGAAAAGCAGAAGGGGAUUUUGAAACGACUAAUGUCCAGUUUACCUCAUUUAGCUACUACCUCAGGGCAUCCUGCCAAUUCAGUUAUAACAGUUAUGGUCUUAGGUAUUCCAAAUAGUGGUAAAAGUACACUGAUUAAUGUUCUACGAAGUAUUGGGCAGGGAGGUCCUGGGGGUGCAGCAAGAGUUGGACGCACAGCUGGUCAAACUCGUUCUGUGGGUCAUCCGAUCAUUUUGUACAGAGGAAACUCAAGUCAUAUUUCGGAUGAUACUGAUGACAGUGUAAUGGGUCUCACUGACUACAAAAUUCAGGUGUUUGAUACACCUGGUGUCCUAGAGCCUCGUGCUCGAACUUUAAGUGAACGACUUAGCCUUUGUGUUUGUGGAGCUGUGGAUUAUUCAUCUCUUCAACCAGAAGUACUAGUGGAUUACUUGUUAUUUUGGUUGAAUCGUCGUCAACGUACAGAAUACGUUUCUCUUUUUGAUUUACCUGGUCCUACCACUGAUGUUAACGAAUUAUUGAUCAGCGUGUGCUUUAAAAACAAAUUUUUCCUGACUGUAUCUAAACCAAGUUGGUUACCUAACGAAAUAGAAACUUCAGAUGAGUUAUUUAAAAGUAAUAUCACUCAAAAGAUGGCUAUACCUGAUAUUAAACGUGCUGCCUUUCAUAUCCUUAGCUUAUUUAAUAAAAGAUAUUUUGGUCCAGUUACUUUCUUACCUGAGGAUGAAAAGUUAGCGGAUAAUUUCUUUCAUCUUGCUUAG